AUGUUGCAAAAAGCCUCUCUGGUUGCUUUCUUUAUUCUCGCUAUAACGGCAUCUUCUAGUGCUGAAGGUCUCUAUACCAAGAACUCCGGCGUCCUUCAAGUCGAUGGCUCAAGCUACAACAAGCUCGUUGCAAAGUCGAAUCAAGUAUCGAUCGUAGAGUAA
Messenger RNA from Letharia columbiana, 162 nucleotides. RefSeq lists its product as uncharacterized. NCBI's taxonomy places the organism in Eukaryota, Fungi, Ascomycota, Lecanoromycetes, Lecanorales, Parmeliaceae. The record is from RefSeq and is a predicted model, not a curated record. Bases 1 to 162 code for a protein of 53 amino acids. The transcript is spliced from 2 exons.